GGGAGCUCUCUGCGGGCGCAGUGCUGAUCCGCCGGCGGGCGGCCGGGAAUGCGAAGCGAUGGCCGCGGGCGGCUCGGGCAACGGCGGCGGCGGCAGCGCGGAGGAGAAGACCUACCGCCGCUUCCUCGAGCUGUUCCUGGGCGAGUUCCGCGGGCCCUUCGGGGCAGAGCCGGAGCCCGAACCGGAGCCCGAACCGGAGCCGGAGCCGGCGGCCCCCCCUCCCGCUGCCGAAGCCGCGGGAGACGCUGACGAGGAGCCCGGGGCAGAGGGAGAAGCGGGAGCGGCCGCCGAGGCAGAGGAGGGAGAAGGCGGCGAGGGCGAUGCCGGCGACCCUCAGCCGCCCGCCCCGCCGCCGCCGCCCCCGCCGCUGCCCUCGCUGCCCCGGCCGCUCUCGGAGUACAUCACGGAGGAGGAGGUGGAGGGCGAGUGCCUGGACCUCUGCCUGCAACAGCUCUACAAGUAUAAUUGCCCCUCAUUCCUGGCCUCUGCUUUAGCCAGAGCAACUUCAGAUGAAGUCCUGCAGAGCGACCUCUCGGCGCAUUUCCUGCCCAAGCACGUGGACAACGCCGACGGCAUCAUCCAGAUCGAGACGGUGAAGUUGGCCCGUUUGGUUUACAGCAAACUGCACGAGAUCUGCAGCAGCUGGGUGAAGGAUUUCCCCCUGCAGCCCAAGCCCCACCGCUACUACGACACCUCCAUCCACGCCAUCAAGAACAUGCGCAGGAAGAUGGAGGACAAGCACGUCUGCAUCCCCGACUUCAACAUGCUCUUCAACCUCGAGGACCAAGAAGAACAAGCUUAUUUUGCAGUGUUUGAUGGCCAUGGAGGAGUGGAUGCUGCCAUCUAUGCCUCCAUCCACCUGCACGUGAACAUGGUGCACCAGGAGAUGUUCCAGCAGGACCCGGCCGAGGCUCUGUGCCGCGCCUUCCGCGUCACCGACGAGCGCUUCGUGCAGAAGGCAGCCAGGGAGAGUCUGCGCUGCGGAACCACCGGGGUGGUGACUUUCAUCCGAGGGAAUAUGCUGCAUGUGGCUUGGCUGGGGGACUCCCAGGUCAUGCUGGUGAGGAGAGGCCAAGCAGUGGAACUGAUGAAACCCCACAAACCAGAUCGAGAGGAUGAGAAGAAGCGAAUCGAGGCCCUGGGCGGCUGCGUGGUCUGGUUUGGAGCCUGGAGGGUGAACGGGAGCCUCUCUGUCUCCAGAGCUAUUGGGGACGCUGAGCACAAGCCAUACAUCUGUGGGGACGCAGACUCUGCCUCCACGGUGCUGGAUGGCUCUGAAGACUACCUCAUUCUGGCCUGUGAUGGCUUCUAUGACACAGUGAACCCUGAUGAGGCAGUCAAAGUGGUGGCUGACCAUCUGAAGGAGAACAACGGUGACAGCAGCAUGGUAGCACAUAAAUUGGUGGCAUCCGCUCGCGAUGCCGGCUCCAGCGACAACAUCACGGUCAUCGUGGUGUUCCUCAGGGACAUGAACGCGGCGGUCGCCGUCAGCGAGGAGUCGGACUGGACUGAGAACUCCUUCCAAGGGGGGCAGGAAGACAACGGGGAAGACAAGGAGAACCACGGAGACUGCAAACGGCCCUGGCCCCAGCACCAGUGCUCAGCGCCUGCGGAUUUAGGCUAUGAAGGACGAGUGGACUCCUUCACCGACAGAACUAGCUUAAGCAUAGGCUCCAGCGUUAACCCCUUGGAGGAUCAAGGCUAUUUAGACCUGACAAAAACAGAAACUAGUACACCUCAGAGUGCCAAAUGUCUGCCACCAGUCCGAGCGUUUAGUCCUGGCAUACCAAAGAGCGCGGGUCGGAUCGGCGGCUCCCCGGGGAAGAGCGAGGCCCCGGCGCCCGGCGCGCCCUGGGGCUGCGAUCGCGGGGAGGACGAGCUCGGCCCGCUGGGCUCGGGGGCUGCAGGGCAGGGCAUCUACAGGGUCAGGGGCUCGUCCCCCGUCUCCUUCGGGCUGGAAGAUGAACUGUUCCAAUCCUUGGGAAAACGAGCCGCGUUCUCUCAUUUGCGGCCCUUCAGCGGGAAGAGGCGGCGAGGAGCCAGGCUCAAACCAAAGUUUCACACGCCGCUCUGGGCUCAGGAGCCUUCCCAGGGAGAAGGGUCCGGCCUGCCCUUCCCUGCCCGGGGCCGCAGGAGCCGGAGGGCCUUGGCCCGGCCCUCCCCGUGGCGGAGGCUGCCCAGCCACGGCUCUUACAGCGAGUGUUUGAUGCGAAGACAAAGUCAUUGUAUACCAGACCCACACCUUCAUCAAUGCUGUAAAAUGUAACCACCCCCUCGUGUUCCCCUGUCAGACUCCCAUAGUAGACAUUCCCAAAAUAAAACUGGCAUCAUCAGAAAGAGAAAAAAAAAAAAAAAAGAAAAAAAAAAAAGAGGUGGGCAUUUCCGAACUGUACUCCAGUCCCCUGCCAAGCUCAACCCCGUGUAAAUAGAACUAGGAAUUAACCAAUGUAGUUGUUUGGAUCUCUAACAAAGUUUGGUGGUGGUGCCACCCCCAGCAAUGCCGCAGCCGCCCGACCACCCGCACACACGAGUGUCAGCCACAUCCAGCAGGGAGAGCCCAGCAGCGCUGCACGUGGACAGACAGACAGACAGACAGACAGACAGACAACGCCAGGGCACGUCCUUACACACGCAGAAGGUUGCACCUGCCUGAGAAAUGUCUGUGGAGCAAUACUCAAAGAACGAUCUGGGUUAGAACUGCCAAAUUUUUUUAGAGCGGGGGGAAGUUUCCAUAAUAGAGUCGAGGUGUUUUUGGGUUUUUGUUUUUCCUUUCGUGUUCUGCUUUCUGUUUAUUCCAGGUGAGCGUUAAGAUGAAUUAGAAAAUUACAUCCACUUUUGCAGGUAGACGACUAAAAGCCAUACAGGGUUUACCAGGUACCUUAGGAAUGGACACACUAAGCUCCUGCUGCUCUGGUCUCAGACUCCCAUCGAGGUACAGACUCAUCAUUUACCUUUUUUUUCCCAUGUAAUAUAAAAUGCAGAGUAUGAAGAAAACUUUUCUUGCAGUUUAAAGAAAUUAUUUCCUAUAGCUGGAGGUGCAGUGUAGGGAAUUUCGUAUCUUUCUGGUGCUUUUGGUGGCAUUUUCCUCAUUUCUCAGUUUAGGAAAUUGUUCUCAAUGAGUUGAACAUGACUGUGCUUAAUGCUCUGAGCCAACCUCUUCCCACCUUAACUUCAUCUCAGGUCUUAAAAGAACCCAACCCGUGGAGGUGUCCAGUCCCACCCUCUGUCCCCGCCCGUCCCAGCGGAGAUCAGGAGCUGUUGGAGGAGCUGUGUGGUUCUGGUGAGGAUUCCCAGCUGGCAAAGGCAGCGUUUCAC
Molecule: messenger RNA, 3315 nt
Organism: Melozone crissalis (California towhee)
Lineage: Eukaryota; Metazoa; Chordata; Aves; Passeriformes; Passerellidae
Gene: PPM1E
Product: protein phosphatase, Mg2+/Mn2+ dependent 1E
Exons: 7
Coding region: 59-2266 (735 amino acids)
Biological process (GO): protein dephosphorylation; negative regulation of protein kinase activity
Molecular function (GO): protein serine/threonine phosphatase activity; cation binding
Source: RefSeq, a predicted model, not a curated record